Eimeria mitis is the source of this 1950-nucleotide messenger RNA. RefSeq lists its product as uncharacterized. The record is from RefSeq and is a predicted model, not a curated record. NCBI's taxonomy places the organism in Eukaryota, Apicomplexa, Conoidasida, Eucoccidiorida, Eimeriidae.
AUGAGAGAACAACUCCGCCUGCUCUGUCUCCUCUCCUUCGUUUGCGUCGCUGCGGGGGCAGGGCGGGGUGGUGCGGUGGGGGCGCGGCGCGCGGGGAUCGAGGGGGAGACGACGAUCCCCUCACCCCACACACCAGCAGAGGUUGUAAGAGAAGGGCCUCAGGGGCCCUUCACUGCUGCUACACAAGUAGGAGGAUCCCCAGGUUCCCCCAAGGUGCAGCAGCAGCAGGAGCAGCACAAGAAGACGCAGCGGCUGCAGCGGCACGAGGCCCGUCCUGCUGCACCGGGGGGCCCCCCAGGGGCCCCCCCCCUACCUGGAGGGUCCAACGAGCAGGCGCCUUGCUUCCUGCACCGGGGGGCCCCCCAGGGGCCCCCCCCCUACCUGGAGGGUCCAACGAGCAGGCGCCUUGCUUCUAGGGACCUCUGUGAGGGGGUGUUCCCUGGUACCGCGCAGCAGCAGCAGCAGCAGCAGCAGCAGCAGCAAAGGGCACCAUAUCCUAGCUUACCGGGGCCCUCUGGGGGCUAUAUGGAGACAUCAGGACUAGCCCCGGGUUCAGCGGGGUCCCCUUGGUCUACACCAGCAACAGUCACCUGGGGGCCCCCGGAGACCUCGGGGCCCCAAGUCCCCGCAGCGGCUGCAGGGCCUGCAGCGCCUGCAGGGCCUGCAGGGGCUGCAGGUGCGUGGGCCCCGGGGCCCACUGGGGCCCCUGGUGCCGCGGGGGCCCCUGGUGCCGUUGCAGCCCCCGUGGUCGCGGGUCCUUCAGGGGCCCCCGGGGCCCCCGCAUCGGGCGGGUUCCUAGCACCGCCUGCUGCUGCCCCGGUUGCCGUGACUGCCGCUGGGGGGGCCCCGGCUCAGGCUGGGUAUGGUGGUGCGGCUGCUGCCCCCCAGGGGCCCCCACGUCCCCCCCCGCUGCCGGAGGAGGACUUCUGGUCUCGGUUCCUCGGCAUCCCGUCGCCCACGGGGGCCCUAGGAGACUGCUUUCGGGACUGCUGGCGUUUCUUAGAGAAUUUAUUUUGGUGCUGCUGCUGCGACGAUGACACCCCGCCGGGGGCCCCUGGUGCCGCGGGGGCCCCUGGUGCCGUUGCAGCCCCCGUGGUCGCGGGUCCUUCAGGGGCUCCCGGGGCCCCCGCAUCGGGCGGGUUCCUAGCUCCGCCUGCUGCUGCCGCGGUUGCCGUGGCUGCCGCUGGGGGGGCCCCCCCUCAGGCUGGGUAUGGUGGUGCGGGUGCUGCCCCCCAGGGGCCCCCACGUCCCCCCCCGCUGCCGGAGGAGGACUUCUGGUCUCGGUUCCUCGGCGUCCCGUCGGCAACGGGGGCCCUAGGAGAGUGCUUUCGGGAAUGCUGGCGUUUCUUAGGGAAUUUAUUUUGGUGCUGCUGCUGCGACGAUGACACCCCGCCUCGUCCCCCAGCUAAUCCUGCUGCUGCUGCUGCAGCAUCAGCAGCACACGGGAUAGAGGAGACACGGCGGCUGAUGGAUUCAGCAGGAAAACCAGAACCCUCUUUGCUGGGGCCUGGAUGGGAUGCUGCUGCUGUGGGGGGCCUCGGGGUGUUUGAUGCCCCUAUGGGUGGUGGUGGUGGGCCCCACCGACCCUCGCUGCUGGGGCCCUCUUCUCCGUUCGCGCCUCCGACUGGCUUCGGGCUGGGUACUGCUGGUGACGCUGCUGCAGGCCAGGUGGGGGGGGGCCCCAUGGGGUACCCUCAUAUGGGUGCAGGGGGGGGGGCAGCUAUGCCGUACGCAGUCAGGCCCCCGCAGCAGGGGCCCCCGCCCCCGCAGCAGGGGCCCCCUCCACAGCCGCAGGGGGCCCCCCAACCACCACAGAUGUACCCACCGCCACAGCAACAACAGCCGGCCCCUCCACCACAGCAGCAGCAGCAGCAGCAGCAGCAGCAGCAGCAGCCACCGGCUCCAGGUUCCGGCAGAAAGAGCAGCAGCAGCAGCAGCAGCAGCGACUAG